Cladophialophora yegresii CBS 114405 is the source of this 993-nucleotide messenger RNA. RefSeq lists its product as uncharacterized. NCBI's taxonomy places the organism in Eukaryota, Fungi, Ascomycota, Eurotiomycetes, Chaetothyriales, Herpotrichiellaceae. The transcript is spliced from 3 exons. Gene Ontology annotation, molecular function: protein binding. The coding region runs from base 1 to 993 and encodes 330 amino acids. The record is from RefSeq and is a predicted model, not a curated record.
AUGGGUUGCUGUGCAUCGAGACCUACGCACGACGACGAUGAUGUGCCCCCGGGCGGACGUUCAAGUGUGCCCCCGCAGACCCGGCACACAGCGCAGGCAAUAACAUCUCAAACUGCAAUUAAUGGGGCAGCAGACGACGGCCGCUCCCACGGCCUCUCUGUCCACCAAAGUGACACCUCGAGAUCAGCGCUCUCGACUCCCCACCGGUCUGUGCAGAAUUCACAAACCCAGCAAGGGCGACAGCCAUCUCUAGCAGACCCGUACGACCUACCACUCGAGCCCCCGAAACCAUGGAAGAGCAAGAAGCGAACAUGGACGCGCUCGCAGCUGCUGAGAGAAAGAUACGAGUUCUUCGAGACCCGCGUCACGGGCCACAAAGAGGUGUGGAACGGCUUGAAACAGGCGAUCGAGUGCCUGCGCGAAGGCGACCUGGCCGACGCGCAGGGCAUUCUGACUGCUAUGUCCGUGACGCUUCCAACAGGGAAACUGGAGGAUGGCGCGUACGACGAGCACGGCAAUCUCUACAAGAUCCCCGAGGCCGUCAUCUCCGACCCUGACGACGUGGUGGAAGACAUGAACGACAUAGAUUCCCAGACCGUGACAGGCGCGAGUGAUCUGGACGCCAUCGCCGCCAAGUUGGAGGCAACCAAUACUGGGGGCGGCGAUCCGCUCAACCACGGCAAGCAGAACUCCGCCGCAGAGGCAAAGGCCAAGGCCCUCAAAGGCAAGACUGCCGUGCGCGACGCCGUCAAAGUGCGAUGCCGCCUCAGCGACCGCGGAAGCCCAGAGUGUGAUGUCACGGUUGUGCUAGGUCGGAGCGAGAGGGUGGCUCUGUUGUCUGACAGAAUUGGUGUCGAGAGAGAUAUCCCCAGCAGAGCGAAACUCCGAUUUGCAUAUCUAGGCAAGAUGUUGGACGCCACCAAGACCCUUGAGGAACAAGGCUUCAGAGAAUGCGACGUCAUUCAGGUCUUGGUGGUAGGCAACUGGAAAUGA